This is a messenger RNA of Bombyx mori (domestic silkworm), 2345 nucleotides long. It is a transcript of the gene lute, whose product is annotated as BTB/POZ domain containing protein. The transcript is spliced from 6 exons. Gene Ontology annotation, cellular component: cytosol. Gene Ontology annotation, molecular function: protein binding. The coding region runs from base 233 to 2080 and encodes 615 amino acids. Lineage: Eukaryota; Metazoa; Arthropoda; Insecta; Lepidoptera; Bombycidae. The record is from RefSeq and is a predicted model, not a curated record. Gene Ontology annotation, biological process: neurogenesis.
ACUGAGCACACAGGUGUCCCUUAUGGCUUACGGGUAACCUUGCGCAAGAGCCGGCCGGAGAACGUGCAGCGCCGAUAGCGAGAACGGACGCAAUCGUUCGACGGAACAGUCGCGGCCGUUUUGAAUAACAAAAACAACAAAAACAAAACAUAGUGAAGUGACCUGUGAUUUGUGUUAUCUUUAAUUAGACAAAUGAAAUGUAUCUCGAAGGGCGUACGACCCGAAGAAUCAAAUGAAGGGAAGGCCUGAUUGUGUUCCUAGUAAAUUGCCUGUGGUACUAGGAAAGAUUUUACUUCACUGGCUCUUCACGAAGGCUGAUGUAGUGUUCUUUAUUUACCGUUUUCUUUGGUAUGCGUGUCAUUUACAAGUCCGAUCCUCAAUGAACAGCGGCGUGGAUUUUUUUGAAAGUUUAAUCGACGAAGACGGGCGUUUCGCUGAAUAUAAUUGUCAGGAACCAGCGCAACGGGGACAAAGACAGCGACAGCGACCCCACGUGCAGGCAGAAAAUAUUAACAAUGGUGGCGGGCUUUCCCUGUCUCCACCACACACUGUAUCACAGCGAGAGACUGGUACACAGGUGUCUCAGUGCUAUAGCGGGCCUCCCUCACCUUGUGGGUCAUCAAGUGCGACCACGUCGCCAGCGAGUUCGCCAGCACCUCCUGGUACCGCCACCCUGGAUCCCAACUGGCAAGCGACAAAGCCUACAGUUCGAGAGAGAAACGCUGCUAUGUUCAAUAACCAGCUAAUGUCUGAUAUUACUUUUAUUGUCGGAGCCCCAGGACACACAAAGAUUAUACCAGCACACAAAUAUGUGUUAGCAACUGCAAGUUCAGUCUUCUAUGCUAUGUUUUAUGGAGGUUUGGCAGAAUGUAAACAAGAAAUUGAGGUUCCAGAUGUAGAGCCAUCUGCGUUCCUUGCUUUACUAAAGUAUAUUUACUGUGAUGAAAUCCAACUGGAGGCAGAUACUGUAUUAUCAACUCUCUAUGUAGCCAAAAAAUAUAUUGUACCUCAUCUGGCUAAGGCAUGUGUCAAUUAUUUGGAAACUAGUCUCACAGCAAAAAAUGCAUGCCUUCUUUUAAGUCAGUCUCGACUUUUUGAGGAGCCUGAACUAAUGCAGAGAUGCUGGGAGGUCAUAGAUGCCCAGGCUGAAAUGGCUUUGACGUCAGAAGGGUUUGUGGACAUUGAUAUGUCGACAUUGGAGUCAGUGUUAGCAAGGGAAACUCUGAACUGUAAAGAAAUUAACUUAUUUGAGUCAGCAUUAGCAUGGGCACAUGCUGAAUGUAUGCGUAGAGAUAUAGAUCCUUCACCAAUUAACAAAAGAGCGAUGCUUGGAAAUGCCAUAUACUUGAUCAGAUUUCCCACAAUGUCUUUAGAAGAAUUUGCAAACAGUGCUGCUCAACUUGGAAUACUAACCCCGCAAGAAACCAUAGAUAUAUUCUUGCAUUUUACUGCAUGCAGUAAACCAAUGCUAUCUUAUCCCAUUAAAUCCAGAGCUGGAUUGAAAGCUCAGGUAAAUAUAUGUCAAAAUUCACUUUACUUCAAUUAUUUAAUGGCUGUGAAGUUAAUAUUUAUUUCUUUGCAGAUUUGCCACAGAUUUCAAUCAUGUGCCUACAGGAGUAAUCAGUGGAGGUACAGAGGACGAUGUGACUCUAUACAGUUCUGUGUAGAUAAAAGAAUAUUUGUUGUUGGAUUCGGACUUUAUGGAUCUUCAAAUGGUGCAGCUGAUUAUAAUGUUAAAAUUGAAUUAAAACGCCUCGGAAGAGUUCUAGCAGAGAAUAAUACAAAGUUCUUCUCUGAUGGUUCAAGCAACACUUUUCAUGUAUACUUUGAAAACCCCAUUCAAAUUGAACCUGAAUAUUUCUACACUGCAUCAGCAAUACUAGAUGGGAGUGAAUUAAGCUAUUUUGGACAAGAAGGCUUGAGUGAGGUGUAUAUGGGCACAGUGACAUUCCAGUUUCACUGUUCUUCUGAGAGUACUAAUGGUACUGGAGUGCAAGGAGGACAAAUACCUGAACUCAUUUAUUAUGGACCUACUAUAUGUGCUCCUGCUAUUAAGAAUUCUAGUCCAAAUGAAGACUGACAAAAGCCUAUUAAUCACCCUGUCAAUUACUAUUCAGUAUGAACCAGGGCUGAGAAAAUUCAAUUAAAUAUUAUGUAUAGUUAACACAUACUUAACCAUUCCCAAAGUGUUAAAAUUUGUUUUGUUGAAAAUAUGAUAGAUCUUAUGUAUAUUGUUGAACUUUAAUAGAGUUAUAAGAGAAUGUGAUAUGGGUGUUGUAAAAGCUCUCUAAGCUAUUAGAAAUUAGAUCUAUUCAAUAAAUUCUUUGGAAUAAAAAAUAAUUAAA